Messenger RNA from Encephalitozoon romaleae SJ-2008, 1830 nucleotides. RefSeq names its product transcription initiation factor 4F subunit-like protein. Gene Ontology annotation, molecular function: protein binding; translation initiation factor activity; mRNA binding. The transcript has a single exon. Lineage: Eukaryota; Fungi; Microsporidia; Unikaryonidae. The record is from RefSeq and is a predicted model, not a curated record. Gene Ontology annotation, cellular component: eukaryotic translation initiation factor 4F complex. The coding region runs from base 1 to 1830 and encodes 609 amino acids.
AUGAUAAAAAAGAUCAUUCACAGACCAAAGAAGCCGCUUUUUGUGUUUAGAAGAGAGGAGUCUUUGCCCUAUGGGCCUAGGGUAAAGAGCGCUCCGCCAAUUGAAAUAAACUUUGAGUCGCCCUCAAAAGUCGAGUCCAAGUCUGUGGUAAGGUUUACAAGACCCGAUGGAACACCUAUAAGAGAAGAGGAUUUAAUAGAUUCUACAGAUAGCGAGGUACUAACCGAAAGCUCAAUAGAUACAGAAGAGGGGGAUAAAAACAUCUCUUUGAAAGAAGAUACAGUUGAUGUUCAUAAGGAGACUAAGGCAGAAUAUAAGGAUGAAAGACCUAUCCAAAAGCAAGCAGUUCCUAGUCUUGAGAGCAGAGCAUUGAUGUUGGACAACCUUUUGAAGAAAUUUUCCCCGGAAAAGGUUGCUGAGAAUAGAGGUCCGUGCUAUAAAGUUAGUGAAAUUUUUAGUAUAAAGGAACGGCAGCCUAUUCCUCUCGAACUAAAGCUUAAAAUUAAGAAGGAAGUCAAGGGAGUGUACAGGCCGGAUAGCAGCAGAAAGGACACAUGCAUUGAGCAGGCAAGGCUGGAAUUCAACAGGCUCACAGCUAAAAAUGUAGGUUUUGUCAUAAAGAAUCUUAAGGGCAUUCGGGUUGGAACCAUUGAGGAGAUGAAGGAGAUAGCAAAUAUCCUGUUUGAUAAGGCAAUUUCCGAACCUACAUUUGUAAAGUAUUAUGCAUUGGUUGUUCUUGACCUAAAGAAGGUGUGGCAGUCUGAAGAAGAAAAGACUAGAGAUAUAAACCAGACUGUAUUCUUUGGGACACUUCUUACCUUAACACUAAAGACAUUCGAGAACAAGGAGAAAUGGGGAGAUGAGUAUGAAAGGAAAAAGGAGAUGACGUUUAAAGAAAGAAUGGCUUAUGAAGAAAAACUUGAAGAAGCAGAGACAGAAAGAUACAUAAAGAAAAGAAGAACACUUGGGACAGUUGAUUUUCUAUCGUCACUAUAUUCUUUAAAUGUAAUAAGUUAUGUGCAUAUGAAUGCUUGUAUAAACACAUUAAUGAGGUCCUCUGAUUCAGAGAGCAUCGAGGUGUUAUGCUAUCUAAUUGAAAACAUAGGUGAAAAGUUAGUUGUCAGUGGAAAAGAACACAUCAUAUCGAUGAUAUGCUCUAGACUUGUGCAAAAGAAAGACAACUAUGCGAACAGAAUCAGAUACAUGAUAGAAAAUCUUCUUGAAAAGAAAAACUCUUGGAAGCCAAAAGAAAUGAAGGCUCGAAACGUUUUUUCUUGCUUGGAAGUUGAAGACGACUAUGGAAAUCCACAGAAUCCUGAAGAAUCACACAAGGAAAAUGUGCUUACAUUUUUGUCAUCGUUGUCAGAAGAAUUAUCUAUAGCAUAUGAAGAUGAUGACAAGAAGGUUCUUUCGGACAAUUUGCGGGUUGGAGAAACGAAAUUUGGUGCUGUCCCAUUCUAUUUAUCAUAUUUCCAAGAAGCGAUAUCAAACCACAAGAUCUCAGAUCUGUUUUUUGAUUUUUUCAUUUCGUUUAGGAGUGCAGCAAAUGUCACCGAAGAUCAGUUGAAAGAAACACUUAUAAGCCUUAAAAACGAAUUAGAGAUAUUGAAAAUUGACUUCCCUAUAUCUCCUAAGAAGUAUGCAGAGCUUAUAACAAAGCUGAGAGUAUCCAAGAUAAUAUCCCAAGAGUUGUUUGAAGAGCUCAAAAAUGAGGACUAUGAUACAAGAAUUGGGGAUCUAAUCCUUAAGUGGUACAAAUCAGACAGGGAUCGAGAAAAGGCACUUACUAUCUUCCCAAGUGAAACGAUAGAGAAUCUUAUUAUGAAAUAA